AUGAGACUAACUUUCAUACUCAUCAUCGCCUCGAUUCUUGCUGAGGGCUCGGCUCAGGCUAGAGACCAUCCCAAGCGUCAUCUAGCCACCAUCACAUAUCGUGAAUACGAGAAAGGCGAUGUGAUGGAGGAUGAGGACUUAAAGCGCUGCUUAGAGAAACCUUGCUAUGUCGCUGUGGAUUCAAGGACCGGCAAGAAUACAGUGAUUGGCGUAGUGAUGAUGAUCAUUCCUACCAAGGAAGCGAAUAAAAAGGUGGAGGAGUUGGUGAGGCAAAAGAUACCCAAAUCUGCUGAAGGACACGUCAUCGGAUAUAUCAAUUGGGUCGAAGUUUUAGAAAAGUGGCAGGGACAAUCCAUUGGCACAAACAUGUUGAACAAUAUGUUCAAAUAUAUUGGCCUCUCAAAGCCCAAGGUCGCCGCGAUGUAUCUCCGCGUGAACCCCCAUUCGAUUGGUGCCAUGGCACUCUACAAGAGGACCCAUUUCGAAUAUAUCACAUCCGAUGGCCAGUAUUAUGUCCUUGCUCGUUAUAGCUUUCAGUGA
Perkinsus marinus ATCC 50983 is the source of this 540-nucleotide messenger RNA. RefSeq lists its product as hypothetical. Gene Ontology annotation, molecular function: acyltransferase activity, transferring groups other than amino-acyl groups. Bases 1 to 540 code for a protein of 179 amino acids. The record is from RefSeq and is a predicted model, not a curated record. Lineage: Eukaryota; Perkinsozoa; Perkinsida; Perkinsidae. The transcript has 6 exons.